AGUUUUCUUGAACAAACCCCAACUAAUCUCUCUUCUCUUCUCUUCUCUCUCUCUCGUUUUCUACAUGGAACCAAUGUAAAAUUGAGAAAGAGACUUGGGGCAUAACCAAACAUAAAGCGUUGAAAUCGUGUUCAGAGAUCGGUUGAGAGGUGUUUGUUUUAAGAACAUUCAGGAACGAACCGUGUGAUCUAAGCCUUUUUAAUUUUUUCUCUUGUUAAUUGUUGUGAGUUCAUAAGUUAGUUUGCAUUACAAGAAAUAAGGGAGAUUUUGGUGUUCAUUAUUUGGGGAUUUUCAGAAGAAAAAAAUGCAGCUGAAAUCAUUCUUGAGGUCAUCAUCAUUGGGCAGCAGCUCAAAACGAUCGAGUUACAGUAGAAAUUUUGACUUACCGGAUGAUACGGUGCCGGCGGAGACGUUAGACAUCGGCGGGGAGUAUGUGGGAGGAGCAAUGUUGCCAAUUUUCCUGAAUGAUUUGAGGAGAAAUAAUGAUCAAGAUUUAGUGGAAGUUACACUUGAAUUGGAUGAUAAUUCAAUUGUUUUGUGUAGCGUAGCGCCAACACCAUCACACGUUAAUGCUGAAGGGAGUGAUGAAGGCGAAGAAGAAGCUCCAAAUGGGUUUCUAGCACGUAGUGCAUCGGCGGCCUCCAAAAUUCGUAGGAAAUUCUCAUGGACCCGAUCACCGUCCGUGAGAUCACGGACGUCAGCGGGGGCAUCGGAGGUGGCCGAUGAUAAUUUUCAACAACAUCGUAAUCAUAACACUUUGUUGGCACGAGAGGAGAUGAAAUCGAAAUUGAAGCUAGUAAGGAGUAAAUCAGCGGCUCAACGUGCGCUGGGAGGGUUGAGAUUCAUAAGCAAAACAACUAGUGAAUCAGACACAAAUGUGCUAUGGAAAAAAGUGGAGGCUCGGUUUCAUGCUUUGGCAAAGGACGGUUUACUAGCCAGAGAAGAUUUUGGUGAAUGCAUUGGAAUGAUGGAUUCGAAGGAGUUUGCAGUCGGGGUUUUUGAUGCACUAGUACGGCGGCGGCGUCAAAGGACGACAAAGAUAACCAAAACUGAGCUUCACGAAUUUUGGUUACAGAUUUCUGACCAAAGUUUUGACGCUCGUCUUCAAAUUUUCUUUGACAUGGCGGAUAGUAAUGGAGAUGGAAAAAUCACGAGAGAUGAAGUUCAAGAGCUAAUUAUGCUAAGUGCAUCGGCCAAUAAGUUGUCGAAGUUGAAGGAACGUGCAGCCGAGUAUGCUUCUUUAAUUAUGGAGGAAUUGGACCCUGAAGGUCUUGGUUACAUUGAGUUAUGGCAAUUGGAAACGCUUCUUCUACAAAGGGACAAUUACAUGAACUACAGCAGACCUUUAAGCACAACAAGUGUUGGAUGGGGUCAGAAUUUAGGAACUCGUAGUAAGACCAAGAACCUAAUAAAGAAAGCAAGCUAUGCACUCAAAUGCAUCGUAUUAGAUAACUGGCAAAGAGGCUGGAUUCUUUUGCUGUGGGCGAUGAUUAUGGCUGGACUUUUCACCUGGAAAUUCUUGCAGUAUAGGCGAAGAACAGCAUUUCAAGUUAUGGGUUACUGCUUGGCAACUGCUAAAGGAGCGGCAGAGACUCUUAAGCUUAAUAUGGCGCUUGUUCUUUUACCAGUUUGUCGUAACAUAUUAACUUGGCUACGGUCUACUAGGGCCAAGCUCCUCGUUCCUUUUGAUGAUAAUAUCAAUUUUCACAAGAUUAUUGCACAUGCUAUUGCAGUUGGAAUCUUGCUUCACGCAGGGAACCAUUUAGUGUGUGAUUUUCCACGUCUGAUUAAUUCAUCUCCUGAAACGUUUGCAUUGAUAGCUUCUGAUUUUGACAACGUGAAGCCCACUUACAAAAGCCUAUUGACCGGUAUUGAAGGUGUCACUGGCAUUGCAAUGGUGAUUUUGAUGGCAAUUGCCUUCACACUGGCAACACGAAGCUUCAGGAGAAAUGUAUUGAAGUUGCCAGCUCCUUUCAAUCGAUUAACAGGCUUCAACGCAUUUUGGUACUCUCAUCACCUUCUGGCAGUGGUGUAUGUGCUACUGCUGGUACAUGGAGCAUUCCUAUUCUUGGUUCACCAAUGGUGGCAGAAAACAACAUGGAUGUACAUCUCCAUGCCGUUGCUCCUCUAUGUAGCUGAGAGGAGUUUGAGAACAUGCCGAUCAGAACACUAUGCAGCAAAAAUUUUGAAGGUUUCUGUACUUCCAGGAGAUGUCUUUAGCCUUACCAUGUCAAAGCCUAGUAGUUUCAAAUACAAGAGUGGGCAAUACAUAUUCCUGCAGUGCCCAACAAUCUCCUCUUUUGAAUGGCAUCCAUUUUCUAUAACAUCAGCACCAGGAGAUGACUACCUCAGUGUGCACAUCCGCAUGGUAGGUGAUUGGACGAACGAACUUAAGAGGGUUUUCACAGAGGAUGAUAGUUCAACAUGUGAAAUUGGCCGGGCGAAGUUUAGAGAACGCGGGAAUGUUGAUCAAAGAGGUUUACCUCGAUUGCUUGUUGAUGGACCAUAUGGUGCCCCAGCACAGGACUAUCAAAAUUAUGAUGUCUUGCUCCUCGUGGGACUAGGUAUUGGAGCUACGCCUUUUAUAAGUAUCUUAAAGGAUCUAUUAAACAAUUCAAGAUCAGAAGAACUGGAUUCAAAUACUGAAACCAGCGCUUCAGAUGACAGCUGGACAAGUCUUGCAUCUUCAAGCGUGGCAUCAAGUGGAAAAAAGAAAUCACUAAGGACAAAAAGUGCACAUUUUUACUGGGUUACCAGGGAACCUGGAUCCUUUGAGUGGUUUAAAGGGGUGAUGAAUGAAGUGGCCGAGAUGGAUCACAAAGGUCUGAUAGAGAUGCACAAUUAUCUUACGAGUGUUUAUGAAGAGGGUGAUGCCAGGUCAACUCUCAUCAGCAUGGUCCAGGCACUCAACCAUGCCAAACAUGGUGUUGACAUCCUGUCUGGCACUCGGGUAAGGACACAUUUCGCAAGGCCCAAAUGGAAGGAAGUAUUCAACAAAAUUGCUUCGAAAUAUCCAUAUUCCACAGUAGGAGUCUUCUACUGCGGGUUGCCUGCCCUAGCAAAGGAUCUGAAGAAGCUAUCACAAGAAUUGACUUACAAGACAUCCACACGAUUUGAGUUCCACAAGGAGUACUUUUGAAAUAGCAAAUUUAGCAAAUAUGCGAGAUGGUAUUCUGUUUUUUCCUUCUCAUUUUUUAUAAUUGUCCAUAUGAUUAAGAGGAAUGAAUGUAUCAAUACAUACCGAUUCAGAGAAAUGUAAAUGCAUAUAUAAUACGAGUUACAAUAGGGAAAGAAGUCAGAAUAGUGAGUUCUAUCAAUAGGAGAAUGUAAAUAUUUGUCCUUUGGGAUCUCCACAAAAAGAUUUUUCUACUGA
Molecule: messenger RNA, 3373 nt
Organism: Capsicum annuum
Lineage: Eukaryota; Viridiplantae; Streptophyta; Magnoliopsida; Solanales; Solanaceae
Product: respiratory burst oxidase homolog protein E
Exons: 14
Coding region: 305-3139 (944 amino acids)
Cellular component (GO): plasma membrane
Molecular function (GO): calcium ion binding; peroxidase activity; NAD(P)H oxidase H2O2-forming activity
Source: RefSeq, a predicted model, not a curated record